AUGCCUCAGAUCGCUGGACGAGAAGUCGGACCCAUCGGCUUCGGCCUCAUGGGCUUCACCUGGAGACCGAAUCCUUGCUCCCAGGAGCAGGCCUUCGCCGCCAUGCGAGCUGCCAUCAAGAAUGGCGCCACGUUCUGGAAUGGCGGCGAGUUCUACGGCACUCCCGAGUACAACAGCAUGACCCUGCUCAACGCCUACUUCAAGAAGUACCCCGAGGACGCCGAUAAGGUUGUCAUCAGCAUCAAGGGAGGCACCGUUCCCGGAACGCUCAGGGUCGACGGGUCCCCCGAAAACACCCGGCGAUCGGUCAACGACGUUCUCGGCCAGCUUAAGGGGUCCGUCAAGCUCGACAUGUUCGAAUUCGCCCGUCGUGAUCGCAAUGCGCCGUUUGAUGUGACCUUGGGUGUUCUUGAGAAUGAGUAUGUCAAGACGGGUAAGGUCGGUGGCAUCUCGUUGUCCGAGGUCUCUGCGGAGACCAUCCACGAGGCUGUCAAGAUUACGAGGAUUGUUGCUGUCGAGGUCGAGUUGAGUCUUUGGGCUACGGAGGCCUUGGAGAAUGGUGUCGCCGAGGCAUGCGCCAAGUACAACAUCCCGCUCGUUGCUUACAGUCCUCUCGGACGCGGCAUACUUACGGGCCAGAUCAAGUCCAUUGACGAUAUUCCCGAGGGAGAUUUCCGCCGCUUCUUCCCUCGCUUCCAGCCUGAUACGUUCCCCAUCAACCUAGAGCUCGUGAGGCAGAUCGAAGCGCUUGCCGCUAAGAAGAACUGCACUCCGUCUCAGCUGGCUAUCGGUUGGUGCAUCGCCCUGUCGCGCCGGCCGAACAUGCCCACCAUCAUCCCCAUCCCCGGCGCGACGACCGAGGAGAGGGUCAACGAGAACUCCAAGCUUGUGGAGCUUACGGAUGAGGAGAUGGCUGAGAUUGAUGCUGUCCUUGCUAAGUUUGAGGUUGCUGGAGGCCGCUAUCCCGAUGGUGACCCCGUGCACACUUAA
Scedosporium apiospermum is the source of this 990-nucleotide messenger RNA. Its product is annotated as Pyridoxal reductase. Gene Ontology annotation, cellular component: cytoplasm. The coding region runs from base 1 to 990 and encodes 329 amino acids. The transcript is spliced from 3 exons. The record is from RefSeq and is a predicted model, not a curated record. Lineage: Eukaryota; Fungi; Ascomycota; Sordariomycetes; Microascales; Microascaceae.